CGUCCACAGCCAGUCAACAACAAACAUGGCGACCAGCAGCAACUACUGGGAAGAUUUGCGUAAAGAGGCCAGACAGCUGGAGAAUGAGCUGGACCUCAAGCUGGUCUCUUUUAGUAAACUCUGCACCAGCUACAGCAGCAGCAACAGCCGGGAACAGCGAACAAGAAACAGCAGCUCAUCUCAAGAUAAUAUGCUUGUGGCAAUGACAACUGAGCUUCAGCAGCUCUUGGCUAAUCUCUCAGCUGUUAAUGACAAAAUGGCAGAAUACACCAGUACCCCUGGAGUUUCAUCACAUAAUGCAGCAUUGAUGCACACCCUACAAAGACACAGAGAUAUUUUACAGGACUACACCCAUGAAUUCCACAAAACACAAAGCAACUUCUUCAGCCUGAGAGAGCGAGAGGACCUGCUGGGCUCUGUUCACAGAGACAUCGAGUCCUACAAAAGCAGCUCGGGAGUGAACAACAGAAAGACUGAGCUCUUCCUGAAAGAACAUGAACAUCUCAGAAACUCCGAUAGUCUUAUUGACAAUGCAAUAAGUAUCGCCAUGGCUACCAAAGAGAACAUCACAUUUCAGCGUGGAAUGUUGAAGUCUAUUCAAACCAGGGUUACAACUUUGGCCAAUCGUUUCCCCACCAUCAACAGCCUCAUCCAGAAAAUCAAUUUGCGCAAGAGGCGUGACUCUCUAAUUCUGGGUGGGGUGAUCGGCGUCUGCACCAUACUCCUGUUGCUCUACACUUUCCACUGACCAUCCUUGACUUUCAUCCAGAGCACAAAGAUAUAUUUGUAGUAACUCAGUUCAACUGUUGCCAAGACCUUUUUUAUACACAUUUACACGAUUCUCCUUCUAUUGUUUGUUUUUCAAGACAUUAAAAUCAGGUCUUCAUUAAAAGGUUUCAGCUCACUUACUGGAGGGGUUAUUUAUUUUCUGAAUUAUUUCAGAUGGGAGUUUUUAUAUUGCUGCUUCAACCCUGUUGUAAUUUUAAAUCUUUAUACAUUUAUAAAGUAAAAUAAUUGUGUACUGUUCAUGUUUUUUUUGUAUAGCAUCGUGAGUGCCUACUAAAAUAAAGAUGAUGAGCUCA
Molecule: messenger RNA, 1082 nt
Organism: Solea senegalensis (Senegalese sole)
Lineage: Eukaryota; Metazoa; Chordata; Actinopteri; Pleuronectiformes; Soleidae
Product: Golgi SNAP receptor complex member 1-like
Exons: 9
Coding region: 26-748 (240 amino acids)
Biological process (GO): vesicle fusion; endoplasmic reticulum to Golgi vesicle-mediated transport
Cellular component (GO): Golgi medial cisterna; cis-Golgi network; SNARE complex
Molecular function (GO): SNAP receptor activity
Source: RefSeq, a predicted model, not a curated record